Penicillium waksmanii is the source of this 1485-nucleotide messenger RNA. Its product is annotated as pyridoxal phosphate-dependent decarboxylase family protein. The record is from RefSeq and is a predicted model, not a curated record. The transcript has a single exon. Gene Ontology annotation, molecular function: carbon-carbon lyase activity; pyridoxal phosphate binding. Gene Ontology annotation, biological process: carboxylic acid metabolic process. Bases 1 to 1485 code for a protein of 494 amino acids. Lineage: Eukaryota; Fungi; Ascomycota; Eurotiomycetes; Eurotiales; Aspergillaceae.
AUGGACGAGAAGAUCAUACAAGACCUGUGGAAGGCCGCCCAGGGCCCCUGGGAAUCCGGCGUCCUUCCGAGUACUGAGCAGCUUAGCCGAGCUAGGAAGUCCAUUCCCAAUACGCUACCUGCCACUGGUUCUCGCUUGGACUCCGUGCAGCGACAUAUACUGGAAGAAAUUGUGCCAGCAUUCAAUGGAGGAAGCAUCAGCCCAAACUACUAUGGGUUCAUCACGGGUGGAGUUACACCAGCUGCAUUGUUCGCUGACAAUGUGGUAUCAGCCUACGACCAGAAUGUCCAGGUACAUCUCCCAAAUCAUUCAAUUGUCACAGAUGUUGAGUUCAACGCUCUUGGGAUGCUUGCAGACCUCUUCCGACUGGAACGGUCCACAUGGCAGAAUGGAACAUUUACAACCGGAGCUACAGCCAGCAAUAUCCUGGGCUUGGCCUGUGGCCGUGAGUUUGUCCUUCAGAAAGCAGCUCAGCAGAAUGGGUCGCAGGUAACCAGUGUUGGAGAGAAUGGCUUAUUGGAAGUUUUGCAAGCUGCUGGACUCUCGGGCAUCCAAAUUCUUUCGACGAUGCCGCAUUCCUCUCUAGUCAAAGCUGCUGGCGUUUUGGGAAUCGGCCGAGCUAAUGUCCGCAAUGUGUGUUCUGCUGAUAAUGUCCUCCUUUUCGAUAUGGAUGUUCUGGAAAAGGAGCUUGCAAGGAAGGACAAAGCUACUAUCGUUGCGAUUUCUUGUGGAGAAGUUAAUACUGGUCGGUUUGCUACCUCUGGAGCGGAGCAAAUGAAAGAGAUCCGUCGACUCUGUGACAAAUAUGAUGCAUGGAUUCACGUUGAUGGCGCCUUCGGCAUCUUUUGUCGAGCCUUAGGAGACACUGCAGAGUUUGCAACAAUCAAGAAAGGCGCCGAAGGAAUAGAACUGGCAGAUUCGAUAACUGGCGAUGGCCAUAAGCUACUCAAUGUGCCCUACGACUGCGGCUUUUUCUUCUGUCGACACCACGACCUAGCUCCCCAGGUCUUCCAGAAUGCAAAUGCCGCAUACCUGUCGGCAGGACAUUCUGAGGGACCUUCUAUCCCUUCUCCUUUGAACAUUGGACUGGAAAAUUCUCGUCGGUUCAGAGCCUUGCCGGUGUACGCAUCUCUGCUAUCAUAUGGGAGAGAAGGAUAUUCUGAUAUGCUACAGCGUCAAAUUGGCCUCGCGAGGGCUGUCUACGAUUGGAUUUACGAUUCCCCAGCAUAUAUUGCUCUUCCAGAGGCGACUUCGAAGCCAGAACUUUUGGAACAGACUUUUAUGAGCGUGCUGUUCCGGGCCAAGGACGACAACCUGAACAGUGAACUCGCAAAGAGGAUUAACGAAACGUCGCGCAUGUUUGUCUCAGGAACUAGCUGGCAGGGCGCUCCGGCUUGUAGAAUCGCCAUUUCCAACUGGAGGGUCGAUGUCGAGCGGGAUACUGCGUUGGUAACUGAGGUUCUAAACCAGGUGGCACAACUAUAA